Molecule: messenger RNA, 996 nt
Organism: Puma concolor (puma)
Lineage: Eukaryota; Metazoa; Chordata; Mammalia; Carnivora; Felidae
Source: RefSeq, a predicted model, not a curated record
AUGGCUGAGCAGGAACCCAUAGCUCAGUGGCUAGCACAGACUGCGGCUGAAAAUGAGGAGGAUGAACACGUGGUCAACCAUAAGCCCCCCACCCAGAAGGGCAUCCAGGAGAUCCAGGAGCUGGACAAGGAUGACGAGAGUCUGCGCAAGUACAAGGAGGCCCUGUUGGGCCACGUAGCUGUGUCUGCUGACCCCAAAAUCCCCAGUGUUGCUGUGACCCGCCUGAUCCUGGUGUGCAGUACAGCCCUGGGUCUUCUGGAGCUGGGCCUGAGAAGUGAUCUGGAGAGCUUCAAGAAGCAGUCCUUUGUGCCGAAGGAGGGGAUGGAAUACCAUGUGAACUGGGAGACUGUGUCCGGCAUGAAAUACAUCCAGCACACGUACAGGAAAGGCGUCAAGACUGACAACAUUGACCACCUGUACCUGAUGGAAAGCUAUGGUCCCCAGGCAGAGGAGUAUGAGCUUCUGGCCUCCAUGGAGGAGGCGCCCAAGGGUAUGCUGGCUCAUGACAGCUACAACAUCAAGUCUCGCUUCACAGACGACAAUAAGACUGACCACCUGUCUUGGGAGUGGAACCUUACCAUCAAAAAGGAAUGGAAGUCUCCUUGGUGGUCUCGCCUUGCUGCUUCUGCCUGUACUGGGGGGAGGCCAGGUGUCCUGACGCCCCUGCUUUCUCUGUCCCAGCGGGCAGUGCCGGAGCCCACGGUCCCAGCAGACAGCCCCCUCUGGACAAGGUCAGUGGCCGAGCCUUACUUAUCCCACCUGGGCCUGCCAGCCUGGAGUCGUGUGCCUGGCCUGUCAGUGUCUCCAUAUGUGCCAUUCUCUGGGCCCCCUGGCCUGCCACCUCUGCCCCCAGGCUUGGUGCCACCAUCCCUGACAUGCCCUCUCCGGAUCCAGCCAGGACAACUGUGGGACCAAGUGGACACAGAUGUCAAUGCUCUCACUAUGGCCAAAUUUCAAGCUUCCAACACGACCUCACUGAUUCCAGAGAUGGGAUGA